AUGGCGGCGGGGGGCGGCGGCGGCUGGGCCGCGGUGGUGCUGACCUGCCGGCGCGGCGGCUCCGUGCCGGCCCUGCGGCGAGAGCUGGAGCUGAGGCGGCGCCGGGGGGCGCUGGGCCCGGAGCCCCCCCUCGUGGCGGUGCUGGAGGACCCCUGGGCCCGCCUGGGCAGCGGCGGAGCCACCCUCAACGUGCUGGCGGCCGCCGAGAGGCUGAGUGCCAGGGCGGGGGGCACGGUGGUGACCUCCGACGUCCUGAGGGGUCGGAUCCUCGUGCUGCACAUGGGCCGUGAAUUCUCCUUCGAUGACUGCGGCCGGGCCUUCACUGCCUGCCCGCGGAGGACCCCGACGCCUGGCUGAGGCCCGGUGUGCAACCUGGACAGCCUGCUGCACACCCUGACGCACCGGCUCUGCGUGGUCCCGCCCGGCGUGUGGGUGUGCAGCACCGACAUGCUCCUCACCGUGCCCUCAGCACCAGGCAUCGACUGGGACGGCUUCCGGGGCGUCCGAGUGAUCGCCGUGCCCGGCAGCCGCUACGCCAGGAACCACGGGGUGUACCUUGCUGACGAGCAGGGGCUGGUGCACGACAUCAUCUACAGAGGCACGGAGGCCCAGAUCCAGCAGUGUGCAGGGCCGAUGGCGCCGUCCCGCUGGUACGUCCCUCGUGUCUGCGGCGUGGUUUUCUUCUCCUCGGACGCCGCCGAGCAGCUCCGCACCCACGUCAUCCCGCCCCUGGACGCCUGCACCUACAUGGGGCUGGACUCGGGGGCACCGCCCAUCCAGCUCCCUUUCUUCGACAUCGUGCUGAGCAUGGCGGGGGGGUGGGAGGAGGAGGACUUUGUGAAGGGCGGCAGCGACGCCAGCGCGAGGAGCCGCUCCGUGCUGUGGGCGUCCCUCCGCGCCUUCCCUCUCAGUAUGGCCCCUGGCUCCCCGCAGCCUGCACCCGACGCGUCCUACGACUACACCGCGUCCGCGAGCGACCACAUCCGCAGCCUGACGCUCCUGCCCGGCUCCGCCAGCCACCUCCGCUUCUGCAAGACAGCCCACUCCCAGGCCGACCAGCCCUGGCUCCUGGAGGACGGCUCCUCGGUCACCAACAGCCUGCUGGAGGGAGCCGUGCGGCUGGCGGCCGGCAGCGCCAUCCAGCACUGUCACCUCCAGGGCCCCCUGGAGAGGCCCGGCUGCCUCCUCUCGGGCCUCACGGCGGGCUCCUCGCCGGCCCUGCAGGGCUGCCCCCUGCGCGAUGUCGUCCUCCAGGGCCACCACGUGCGGCUGCAGGACCUGUCCUGCCGCGUGUUCACGCUCAGCGGCCGCCUCGACGACUGGCAGAGACCCGCUGAAGGUUCCACCUACCUCAACGUGCCCUGGGCCGAGUUUUUCCAUUGGACGGGCGUACGGGAAGGGGACCUUUGGGACGCCGAGACGCCGCGGAGCAGCCGCUGCCUGCUCAGCGCCCGGCUCUUCCCGGUGCUGCACGCCUCCGAGGCGCUGGGGCUGGAGGACGUGCUGUGGCUGCUGGCCCCGGCGGCGGGGCCCGGCGGGCGGCUGGCGCGCUGUCGGGCGGCCUGGCGCAUGUCCUGGCAGGAGCUGCUGCCCUGCCUGGACAAGGAGGCCGAGCUGGGCGCCCGCCGGGCCCUCUUCCUGCAGGGCCAGCGCAAGGUGCGGCGGGUGCUGCUGGGGCGCCAGGACGGCAGCCUCCUGCCGCUCAUGCGCAGCGCCGUCCACGAGGGCUACCACGAGGCCGUGCUGGGCACGCUGGAUGAGGUUGCCUCCACGGCCGACAAACGCGGGUGUCGCAGCCCGGGCCUCGCCUGCAUUGCCGACGUGCUGGGCUGCCUGGCACACGGGGAGGGGGGCUUGCGCAGCGGCCCCGCGGCCAACAGCCAGUGGGCUUCGGCGUUCAGGCGCCUGGAGAGCGGGGACAUCGCCGGCGGCGUGCGGGAGCUGGCAGCCGAGCGGCAGAAGUGGAUGCAGGACCGGACCUGCUGUGUGAGAGCGGCCCGGCACUACGAGGGGGCCGAGCAGAUCCUCGUCCGGCAGGCGGUGAUGUCCUCCUGCCAGUUCGUCACCGUGCGGCCGGCGGAGCUGCCGCCCGUGGGGUGCUGGGUGCAGGCGGUGUGUCCGGCCCGCCUCGACCUCUCCGGGGGCUGGAGCGACACCCCCCCGGUCACCUACGAGCACGGGGGGGCCGUGGUGGACGUGGCGGUGCUGGUGGAUGGGUGCCGGCCCAUCGGCGCCCGCGUGCGGCGCACCAAGCCGGAGCUGCGCCUCGUCAGCCUCGGCGGCACGCCGCGGGGCGAGGCGGUGGCCGAGCUGGUGUGCCGGGAGCUGGAGGACUUGAGGGAUUACUGCCAGCCGCACGCCCCAGGGGCCUUGCUCAAAGCUGCCUUCAUCUGCACCCAGAUCGUGCAGUUCCCCUCGCAGGAACCCCUGCGGGCCCAGCUGAUGCGGAACUUCGGGGGCGGCUUUGAGGUGCACACCUGGCCAAGCUGCCCCCACGGCUCCGCCUCGGUACUGGUCCGCGAGGAGGGGGCUGGCGUCUGUCAGCAUCCUGGCGGAGCGGCGAUGGCCUCGCUGUACCGGGCGGCCGGGAAGGCUGCGAGCACCGAGUCCCUGUUCCACGCCGUGCUGCACCUGGAGCAGAGGCUGACCACAGGUAGGGGUUGGCAGGACCAGGUGGGCGGCUGGUGCCCGGCAUCAAGAUCGGGGCGGUCGAAGGCGCAGCUGCCGCUCCGGGUGGAGGUGGAGGAGAUCCGGUGCCCGAGGGCUUCGCCGCACCUCGGCGAUCACUUGCUGCUGGUGUACACGGGGAAGACUCGCCUGGCUCGCAACCCUGCUCCAGCCUGGCCUCCGCAGGACGUGGUGAGGAACUGGUACGCCCGGCUGCCCUCCGUCGUGCAGAACGCCCACGCGCUGGUGAGCAACGCCGAGGAGUGUGCCCGGGCCUUGAGGCAAGGUGACCUGCCGCUCGUCGGCCGGUGUCUGGACCGCUACUGGCAGCACAGAAGAAGCGCAUGGCCCCCGGCUGCGAGCCCGCUGGCUGUCGGGCGCAUGAUGGGCGCCCUCCGGCCCUACGUCCACGGGCAGUGCUUGGCCGGGGCUGGCGGCGGCGGCUUCCUCUACGUCCUCACCAAAGCCCCGCGGCGAAGAGCUUUGCACCAAAUUCUGGCCAAAACCGAGGGGCUGGGUAACUUCAGCAUCCACAGCAUCGAAGGGGACACGGGGGGUGUCUCGGUGGAGGUUGUGGGAUGUGAGCUGGAUGGCAGCGCUCCUCUGGGAGAGGACGUGGCUGUGUGAGGGCCUCAGCUCUGCCCUGCUCAUCACGGACACGCGGGGCUGAGGAGCCGGCGGCCAUACACAGCAGGAACGUUCCCCUCAGGGCUGCCCUCGCUCCCUGAUGGGGCUGACGGAGUCCAAAGAGCCCCGGGGCACCCCGGUGUGGGAGCAGCGCUGACCCCAGGCUCAUCAGCGGGACCCCCCCAGGGGCUGCUCAGGGUUUGAUGCAGCCUUGUUGUGCUGCUGCUGGGCCUGAAAACCCCCCAGGCUCAAGGAGCUGCGCUGAGCUGGGCAGGCAGAAGGCCCUGCUGGAAGGACAGGCUGCUGGGGGGCACAGCUGGCAUCCGGCCCGAGUUGUAGGUUUGCGUUUUAGCAGUCCCUGAAGGACCCUGAGUGGUGGUGAUGCUGCCUCCAGCAGGAGGAAGGUGAGCGUUCCUGCCAGGCCCUCCUGCUCUGCUCCCCCAGCAGCAGUGCCCCCCCCCAGCCCUGGGUGUGGAAUCACAUCCCCCUCCCCAGCCGAGGUUAUUUCUGCAGUUACUGAUCCAUGCGGUCUCUUUGAAUAAAAAAAGAAAAAAACAAACCAACUUGUUCCUAGCAUGUGCUCAUUCGCCUCUGUCCCUCCCCAGCCUCCCUGAGCUAGCAAAGACGCAGGGCAGGGGAGCUGGAACGGCGACCGGCUCAGCCCAGGCCUCCAGCCCCCUCCAGGCACGCGCACACACACAGCCCAAGGUCGCUGCUCAGCCAGGCGCGGUUUAUUUACACAGCCCUGCUGCCUACAGCGCCUUGCUCGGGGUUUUCCAAGCGCCCUCCCCGCAGGAACGCGUCCUUUCCCCCAGCAGGCUGCCUCCGCCCCGGGGAGAGCGGACCCACAACCCAAGGAACGCGCUGCAGGGAGCAGGACAACACGAGCGGCAGGGGCACAGCUCAACGGUGCUCUGACAGCCCCCAGGUUUCUUGAGCCUUCUGCGGCCUCCCCCCGGGAACGAAGAGCCGUGUGCUAGCAUCAGCCUGUCCCUUAGAACUUGCGCAUUUAGUGUUACGUGCUCUCAACAUGAGAGAUUCCUCUGCUGCCCUAUUUCUGGCCCUGCAGAAGGACGGGGGCUCUUCGUCCCAUGCCCUGAAGAGCCUCCUGCUCUGAGGAAGGUGAGCAGAAGAGCAGCCAUCACCCCAAAACCACACAACGGGGGAGGACGCGGGCUGGCUCCUCGGCUGUGGUGCUGAGGCCACGCGGAGCUACAGGCGCAGGCGCUUGAUGUCCUCGUCGCGGAAGUCCUUCCGGAGCCCCAGCACCCGCCGCACCUCCGCAGGGGUCAGGCGCCAGGUGAGCGGGCCCGAGUUGGGGCCCCAGUAAUCCAGGAUCUCCCUCACCCGUUCCAGGUUGAGGAUGGUGGCUAUCUGGGAGAGCCGGGCGAACUUGUCGCGGAUGGUCCAGGUGGUGACGGUGGUGAGAUAGGCUAUGAGAGACCGCAGCUCCUUGUCGAACUGCAGGCCG
Molecule: messenger RNA, 4765 nt
Organism: Cygnus olor (mute swan)
Lineage: Eukaryota; Metazoa; Chordata; Aves; Anseriformes; Anatidae
Gene: FCSK
Product: fucose kinase
Biological process (GO): GDP-L-fucose salvage
Molecular function (GO): fucokinase activity
Source: RefSeq, a predicted model, not a curated record